Molecule: messenger RNA, 9956 nt
Organism: Erpetoichthys calabaricus (reedfish)
Lineage: Eukaryota; Metazoa; Chordata; Cladistia; Polypteriformes; Polypteridae
Product: zinc finger E-box-binding homeobox 2-like
Exons: 11
Coding region: 423-4148 (1241 amino acids)
Biological process (GO): regulation of transcription by RNA polymerase II; anatomical structure development
Molecular function (GO): RNA polymerase II cis-regulatory region sequence-specific DNA binding; DNA-binding transcription factor activity, RNA polymerase II-specific
Source: RefSeq, a predicted model, not a curated record
GUUUGGUGCUCCUCAAUUAUCCCUCCCCGUGAAGAUAGGUGGCGUGUGUUUCAGGGUCUCUCUCCUCUGUAUUACAGAAAAGAAAAAAGAAAAAAAUGUCAUUAGAAGAGGCGUAACACGUCAGUCCGUCCCCAGGUUUGUGUUUCCUGGAGUGGCUGAAAGAGAUCAGUCCUAACCUGCCCGGCAGGAAUAACGGUCCUUCUUCCAACUCUUUCCAAGGUUUAUUAUCAUUCUGAAAGGAUCUCCGUUUUAAAGAAACAAUUCCUCACGCUUCAUUCUUUUUUUCUUCUUCAGUCGAACUCUUUCAAAAGGCACAGACAAAAUUGCAGAUAUUGAGUCUGCGUGCUGCUGAUUCAGGGAGUCGAGUCCAUGCGAACUGCCAUCUGAUCCACUCUUAUCAAUGAAGCAGCAGAUCAUGGCGGAUGGCCCCAGGUGUAAGAGGCGAAAACAAGCCAACCCAAGAAGAAAAAACGAGGGCAUUACCCAGCCUGAACUUGCCUAAACCCUUGUGGUCACACCUCUUGAAAAGGUUUUGUUUCCCCCGUCAAUUGGUAUUCAAACCAGUACUGAACUAUGAAAAUGUUGUCGAGACUGGCUCAGAAACAGACGAUGAUGAUAAGCUACACAUUGCAGAAGAAGAUGGUCUCCUUAAUAGCUUGGACCGAGAAGGCAGUCCAGUAAGCAUGCCCAACCAUGACACUUCCCCAUGUCUGAGCCAAGCACUGCUACACAAGGAAGAUGAGGAGGAUGAGUUGAGAGAUGUCAGGGUAGACCGCACCUGGCAGAACAACGGCAUGCUGCAAGCCUCAGUCGAUGGUACUGAUGACAUGAAGGAUGAUUAUGACACUAUGGGGCCUGAAGCCACACUUCAGACCACUGGAAACAAUGGUACUGUUAAGAAUGUUGAUUGCACUUCAGAAUUUGAGGAGUAUUUUGCCAAAGGGAAGCUGGAUGAGGGAGAGAGCCAUGUGGUCAGUAUUGCUGAAUACCUGCAGCGAGGUGACACGGCCAUCAUUUACCCAGAAGCUCCUGAGGAAUUAUCCCGCCUUGGCACGCCAGAGGCAAAUGGACAGGAUGAAAAUGACCUACCACCUGGAACUCCAGAUGCUUUUGCCCAACUGCUGACCUGCCCCUACUGUGACCGAGGCUACAAGCGCUUGACAUCACUCAAAGAGCACAUCAAGUACCGCCACGAAAAGAACGAGGAAAACUUUGCCUGCCCUCUGUGCAACUAUACGUUUGCUUACCGCACCCAGCUUGAGCGACAUAUGGCCACACACAAGCCUGGGAGAGAUCAGCACCAACUGCUGAACCAGGGAGCUGGCAAUCGCAAGUUCAAAUGCACAGAAUGUGGCAAGGCCUUCAAAUAUAAACACCAUCUGAAAGAACACCUGCGGAUUCACAGUGGUGAAAAGCCAUAUGAGUGUCCAAACUGCAAGAAGCGCUUUUCUCAUUCUGGCUCUUACAGUUCACACAUCAGCAGCAAAAAAUGUAUUGGCUUGAUAUCAGCAAAUGGAAGGAUGCGAAGCAGUAUAAAGACAGGUUCUUCUCCCACUUCAGCAUCAUCUUCACCCACCAACGCAGCUAUUACACAACUCAGACAUAAGCUGGAGAAUGGCAAGCCACUUGGCUUACCAGAACAGCCAAGUCUACUCAAAAUUAAAACAGAACCACUAGAUUUCAAUGACUAUAAACUCAUGAUGGCCUCCCAUGGGUUUGGAGGACCUGGCCCUUUUAUGAAUGGAGGAAUUGGAGCCGGCAGUCCUUUGGGGGUCCACGCAUCAUCUCCGAGUCCAAUGCAACACUUGGGCUUAGGAAUGGAUGCACAGCUACUGGGCUUUCCUGGUAUUGGGAGCAAUCUGAGUGAAGUACAGAAAGUUCUUCAAAUUGUGGACAAUACAGUAUGCAGGCAGAAAAUGGACUGUAAACCUGAUGAGAUUUCAAAACUAAAGGGUUAUAUGAAGGAACUUGUAUCUCAAAAUGAGGAACAAGGGCAAGGUGUAACUUCCCCUGGUGCUCCACCAGUUGGUCUUCCAGUUGUCAGCCACAAUGGUGCCACUAAAAGUAUUAUUGACUACACACUAGAAAAGGUCAAUGAAGCCAAAGCUUGCCUCCAGAGCUUGACCACAGACUCAAAGAGACAACUUAGCAAUAUUAAAAAAGAGAAGGUAAAUCAUAUAUUAGACUUAGGUACGGAAGAUAAAGUGCACGAGAACAAUGUAUUCACUCCUUUCUCUUGUCAGUACUGCAAGGAGACCUUUCCAGGUCCCAUUCCUUUACAUCAGCAUGAACGCUAUCUGUGUAAAAUGAAUGAGGAGAUAAAAGCAGUCCUACAGCCCAAUGAGAACGUUACGCCCAAUAAGCCUGGCUUAUUUGGAGAGAAACAUGCCCUUUUGCUUUCUUCCAUGCUGUCGGAAAAAGGAGUCACAAGCCCUAUUAACCCUUUCAAGGACCACAUGUCUGUGCUCAAAGCAUAUUUUGCCAUGAACAUGGAACCUAAUUCAGAGGAACUACUGAAGAUUUCCAUUGCUGUUGGCCUCCCUCAGGAAUUUGUGAAAGAUUGGUUUGAGCAACGAAAAUUUUACCAUUAUGGUAAUUCCAGAACUCCACCACUGGACCGGAACAAUAUAGAGGUGGUGCUGGCAACCACCAACACUCCCACUAAAGACUCUAUGCCAGCCAGGUCGCCGAUAUCAUUAAUAAAGCCUAUGGACCGUAUUACAUCCCCGUCCAUAGCUGAACUCCAUAACAAUGUUAAUAAUUGUGACACUCCUCUCAGGCUUACAAAAACAUCACAGUUUACUGGUGGUAAACAAAUUGGUGAAAAGUUGGACCACUCAAGGAGCAAUACUCCUUCACCUUUAAAUCUUUCCUCCACAUCUUCUAAAAACUCCCAUAGCAGCUCGUACACUCCAAACAGCUUCACUUCAGAGGAACUCCAGGCAGAGCCUUUGGACUUGUCUUUGCCAAAGCAAAUUAAAGAACGUAAAAGUAUUACAACUGUAAAAAACAAAACAAAACCUAUGAAUAUUAACAUUGACCACAAUAGUAUUUCCUUACCAUCUGAGCACUCAGAGGAGCCUUUGAACUUGGCUUAUCUCAAAAAGGAAUAUUCGGGUUCAAACAACAACCUUGACAAAAGCACUAAUCAGAUGUUCAGUUUAAACCCGUUUAGUGCCAAACCUUUGUACACAUCACUUCCUCCUCAAAGUGCAUUUCCCCCAGCCACUUUCAUGCCUCCAGUUCAGGCAAGCAUCCCAGGGUUGAGGCCAUACCCAGGGCUGGAUCAAAUGAGCUUCCUACCACACAUGGCCUAUACUUAUGCAACAGGAGCAGCUACUUUUGCAGAAAUGCAGCAAAGGAGAAAGUACCAACGGAAACAAGGCUUUCAGGGGGAGCUGCUAGACGGGACAACAGAUUAUAUGUCAGGACUGGAUGACGUGACAGACUCAGACUCCUGUCUGUCCCGGAAGAAGAUUAAGAAGACAGAAAGUGGUAUGUACGCGUGUGACUUGUGCGACAAAACAUUCCAGAAGAGCAGUUCUCUCCUAAGACACAAAUAUGAACACACAGGUAAACGGCCUCAUCAGUGUCAGAUUUGUAAGAAAGCAUUUAAACAUAAACACCAUCUAAUUGAACAUUCGCGACUGCACUCAGGCGAAAAGCCAUACCAGUGUGAUAAAUGUGGCAAAAGGUUCUCACACUCUGGAUCCUAUUCACAGCACAUGAACCACAGGUAUUCCUACUGCAAGAGGGAAGCAGAAGAAAGAGAGGCUGCUGAGAGAGAGGCCAGGGAAAAGGGUCACUUAGAACCAACAGAGCUGCUGAUGAAUCGCGCCUACUUACAGAGCAUCACUCCUCAGGGGUACUCGGACUCAGAAGAGCGGGAUGGAAUGCUUAGGGAUGGAGACGAGCGUAUGAGAGAGCAUGACAAAGAUGGUGAAGUGGGAUAUGUGAAGAUAGGGAGGCAGGAUGAAGAAUUUGAAGAAGAGGAAGAAGAAAGUGAAAAUAAAAGUAUGGAUACAGAUCCAGAAACAUUAAGAGAUGAUGAAGAGAAUGGAGACCACUCUAUGGAUGAUAGUUCAGUUGAUGGAAAAACAGAAACCAAAUCAGAUCAUGAGGAGGACAAUAUGGAAGAUGGCAUGUAAUGGACUACUGCAUUCUAAGCUUCCUUUAGUUUUUUUUUUUUUUCUUCCCCAGUAGUAUUGUUACCUGCUUGAUUUAAACAAACACACUGCUGUGUUAAGCUGUACAUGCACGUGCCUGAUGCUUCCAGGAAGCUUUUGUUGUUGGACUUAAAGAGGGAGAGGCAGUUCUGCCAACAGAGACAGUGUUGAGAGUUGGAGCUGGGAGAAAAGAAGCUGCAUUAUGCAAAACAAGAAAAAAUACAACAAAAAUAAUUAACUGUACAGUAUUAAGGCCUAAAAAAUGUGUGGUGCUAACAUUCUAAAAACCUUGUGUUUCAUAGUAUUUAUAGCACAAACUAGUAACUUGUAAAAAUUGCACUCCGCUUCUAUAAUCACUACAAAAAUUAUAAUAAUAAAAAAGUAUUGCCUAUGUAUAUUUAUACAGUGUUAAAAGCAGUAGUGUCCCCACUACAUUUCAUCAGUAUUAUUACCUACAGUAGCUAUCACUUAAUGUGUUGUUUAUUGUUUUUGCCCAAUUGUCAGGCCAACUAACCACACAGUUUUAGGCCUCCGAUUUUUCUUUAUAUGAAGGAACUUAAGCAACGCCUGUGUGAUUUUAAGAUAUUAAAGUCUUAAAGCAACUUUGAUAUGAAGAAUAAUGUAAUGCAAAGCAAGAGGGUAAUGUGUGAAAAAUGAAGGAGAAAGCCUUUUGUAAGGUGGUUUUAUAAGAAAAAGCCUUAUAUGCAAACCUUUUAAUCUGUGUGUUUCUGCAAGUGCCAUCCUUGUACAGUGUAAAGGAAGGUGACUCUUGUUACCUUUGCACCAGCUUCAGUGUUACGAAAUAGCUCACCUUGUUCUUUGAAGCACCCAUGUCAGUAUUAGAAAAAUAGGCAGCAGUUCCUUAGUUUACAUAUGUUUGUGCAAUUUUCUGUACUUUUUAUUUUAUUAUUUUUUUCAUUAACUUUUGUCAGUAUUACACCAAACUUUUUCAACAAAAAAUUUGCAUUCAUUUUAUUUUAGGUUAAAUAACAUUUUAUUUAUGUGGCUCAUUUUAUAUUUCCUAAUUUUAUUUAUUUCAUACUGUAGUGUACAGUAUUAUAGUUCUUCAAUAUAUAGAUAUAUUUUAGUAAAAAGGAACAUGGCGUUGAUCAUUGGGGCAAAUUUUACGUAAAGAGAGCAUUUAUUGUGUUUUGAAACAUUAAUUGUGAAAUGCAAAUUUUCAAUUUUAUUAUUUUAUUUUAUUUUUCCAGUUACUGGAAAUUCCAAAUUUGGGAACUUUUGAUACGAUCUUGUGAAAACACUGUAUUUUCGACUGAAAAAUAAAUAAAUUCCACUUUCUUCAUCUUGUUUUUUAGCUAUAAAAUGAAGAGGGACUGUUAAAAUACAAUGUAUGAUACCAUGACAGAAAAAUUCUUUUCCUGAAAUGUCUUUGUAAAAGUAUUAUUGAAUUUUUAAUUUGUAAUUUCUCUUGGAAAUGACCAUGCUCGAAUAAAAGUAGCCAAAUUAAAAACAUGAGGAGUAGUGACUUUCUGAUAAAGUAGCUGACUUUAUUAUAAAAAAUGGUAAAGGCUGCCUUUUGUUUCUGUUUUGUAGCACAUCUGGGGGAAAAGCAAUAUUGCAACUUUUUUUACAUUUUGAUCAGCAUUAAUCAUAAAAGCACCUGUCAGAUUGUCUCUGACAUUCUUUUGAUUUUUUUUUGGCAGAUUUUGAAGUUUUGCUUCCUUAAUUUGGACCUUAUAAAUAUAACCAAUUAACCAAGAACCUUGCACCUAGUGCUAAAAAAUGUCAUGCAUUUCGUAACUUCCAGUACAUUUUAUUAUAUUGUUUAACCACUGCUAAAUGGUGUUUAAAGGUAUAAUGGCUUUGUGAUAUUGCAGGUACUCAAAAUGCUCUAUAAAAACAUACAAGUUUACACAAUUUGAAACAUGCUGCCUAAUGGAUAAUUUCCAAGUCAUUUUUAUAUUUUGGUACAACUGUGCGUACAUUGCAAUAACACUAGUGAAAAUAAUGUAUUGUCCAUUAACAUUCAAAAGUAGAUUGAUUGGUUUACUUUGUAUUGUAGAAGGAUAUUCCUCUUAUAAAAACUAACUGCCUAUUGGUAUGUUAAGUUUAAAACAGAAAAAUUAUAUACCAUCCUUCCUCUAAGGUUUAUGUUAAAGAGCAUAAGAACAGUUGCUUUCCAAAGCAAGGCCAAUGAAAGAGUGUGUUUUAUUUAUGGAUAAUUCAAUUAAUAUUGUCAAUUAAAAAUAUUAUUAUGAAGAUAUUUGUUACCAUAUAAUUCUUACUAGACAGAGUUUUGUAAAGUUUAUAUUUAUAUUUUCAUUAUGUUUAAUCUUGACAGAACCUGAAUGCAUCAGCAGACAUUUGAAGUAAAUUGUCUUAUAAAGCAUUUCUUAAAAACUACAAGCAGUUCCCCUUCUUGUAAGCUUAAAAUAUGCCCUAGAAUUGCAAAUCUCUACCUCCCCCAUGCUGACCUGAUAUCACCAGAAGAGGAAUGCACUUCUUAUACUGCAAUGCAAUUUGUAGCUGGAGUGGGUGUUUUGCAGUCAGCAUUUUUUUAAUAUCUGAUGAUAUUCUGUUUCUUAAGUAGGUCCACCUGGUGACUUCAUAUUUCAGGUUUCCAUGACCUUGAUCAUUUUAAAAAUUACUUGAACUCUACUGCACCACAUUUAAUGUUUUAACCACAAAUUGUAAUUGCCAUAUACCUGUUGGCUGAAUUCAUAAACCCAUAAAUUAGUAACACUGAGCUAUGUAAUGCUAGUAUCUUAUACACAAUACAAAGGUUUUAAGAAUAAAGCUGUAAGGGAAAAAGAAUUAUUAAUAAAUAUUAUACAUGUCCUGCAGUUUACAAAGCUGGAAUGGAAACAAAUGCCACUCAUAAAAUAUAUUGUAAGACAUUAUCAAAGAACUAGUCUAAUUUGUUAAGUAUUAAUGUACUGUUUAAAUGUAAUUGUUAAACAGGACAGAGUAUAUAUUUAUAUAAUGAUUUACAUAUAAUGUAAUUUACUGAUAAAAAAUCUUUUAAUUUGUUACAUGGAAAUCUGUAUAUAGAAGACAUGUAAGAGUAAUAGAUACAUAUUUGUAUUGCCAUUUGUAUACAGCCCAUAAAGAUUUUUAUAGUAAUCAUGUUUAUGGAAAAUAAUUAUUUUAAUCAAAACAAAAACAAAACAACUUUGUUUUACCCUGCAUUUGAGUCUGCAACAUUCCCAGAAAGGAAAUAUAUCCCUCUGCAUGACGAAUGUAAACCUUCCAUGUAGUUUUCCCUCGAGUGUACUAUUCUGAAAAAGAUUUUAAAAUAAUGCAGAUGUUGAAAUUUAACAAAAAUAUUCAUACAUGCUUUUUAAACUGUGAAGCCUUAAAAUUGGAACAUUUCUCUUUAACUAUACUGUUUAUUAAUAUGGACAUAUGAAAGUGUACUUCGGCAUUCAGGAUAAAAUGGCUUUAUGAUUUAAUAUUAAGACAUUAGUCAUGUAUUAAUAUUGCACAGUAACACAUAGCAUUUAAUAGGUAAAAGAUAGAAAUCUGUUAUUGGCAGAUACAGGUUUUUAUUUUAAUUUCUUAUAUAUUGAAUUGAUCAGCCUUAUUAGAAAUAUAGUUAAGAUCGACUGAUUAGUAUAGUAAAAAAUUAUGAAACAUUAUCGCAUUAACUUAAAUCCAUUUUUGAAACACCCAAAACCCUGAGUAGGCAGGUUCAGAAGAUUAAUGGAUGGAAGGAUGGAUGUUUUGAAAUGUUUUGUUAUAAGGCUGUGAUAAAAUCCUGAAUGAUAUGUGAGUAAAUCUAAGUGUUUCAGUUUUAGUAACACUUUCCAACUUGUAUUAAUAUACAUCUAUGCCAUAUACAUUAAAAUUAUAUUAUUAAGCCAUUAAAAUUUGAGAAUAUAUUCAGGCAAACUCAACCUGUAGCAAAUAUUAUUUUAAUGUUUCAAGCAAUAAAGUAAUUACAUCACAUUAGUAAUAUCAGUUGAAUUAUUUGAUGUUAAAGGUUUAAUGAAUAACUUAACUAUUUCAAAACCACCUGUAUUUUUCUGUCUAUUUUGUCAUAUUUGUAUGCACUAUUUGAGAUUCAUUUUAUUUUUUUACACUAUUAUUUUAUUUUUGUCCCUGUACUCUUAGUACGUUUUGACAAAAUUAAAUUAACACAAACCAUCCUCUGUACCUAAAUUUCAGGUCUUGGGCUUGUAAAUAGUUUAUUUUUUGUGUACAUUUUGUCAUUAUUUUUAAUAAAAAAGUGACUCCUCUUUUUUGCACUUUCAUACAAACAGGAUAUACGCUGAAAAUGUGUUUGAUUUCUGAAUAAUUAACUUCUGGAAAUUUUUAAUCAAAUGCCAUAUACAAGGCAGAGUGUUAGUACAGUACUUUAAGCAUUACAAUGUAUAAUUUGUCUCAGUGAAGCAGUACAAUGUCAAACAAUGUCAUAUUUUGAAAGCAUAUCCUUUUUGCACAUGAAAACUGAUUAUGUACUUUUUUAUUCCAUAUCUGUCUGUUAUUUUAUAUUAUAUGAAUAAACUAAAACUUUACGGGUUCUAAUAUAUAUUCCUAUUGUGAUGAAUAGCAAAGACUGGCUUCUCUUGUUUCCUAUAUACAUUUUUAUACUUACAAUGCAGUUCAUUUUACAGCAUUUUUUUUCGAGGAAGUAAUUGGCCCAAUAGAAUGACCUGUAUCUAAUGGAGAAAAAUACAAAAAACAAUAAUGGGAUAAAUAUUAUAAAUUAUGUACUUGCGCCAUCUAGAACCCAGCAGCCUUUGGACAAGCUGUUCCUAUGAAAUAGCAGCCAGUUUUAUAAGGAUUGCAAAUUGAAAUGGUGUCUUGUUGGUUAAGAUUUUGGUCCAAUUCUACGCUAGGUUCUGAGGUGAUGGAUUAUCUUACAAGAAGUGGCCUGUUCUGCAGGAAGUUACUUUUCUAGUGUUUGAUACUUCUGAUUUUUGCAACAGAACGUUAACCACUUUUGAAUUACAUCUACGGAUCAAACUAAUAGCACCUACAUUCAUUAUUCUAAGUGAUUUUCAUUACAAAACCAAGACACAUCCUCAUCAUUUGCUGUUCUCAAGAUAAUUAUGAUUUCCUUUAGUUUCAGAACAUAAAGAUUCUUAACUUGUAAAGCCCAAAGUAAGGUUUUUUAUAUGUCUUGUUAAUUGCAAACAACAAAUAAAUUUGUUCAACAGAUAAAAUAUAUUUAAUAUUGCAGUGUUUGACUUACUGGUACCACCAAAGAUAUUAGUACAUUUUGGUCUAAAAUGGAGAAAGAAUGUGUAAUAGUUAAAAAUAUAUAAGCAGAUUGAGUAAUUAUUUGCAUAAUUAGCAUGGGCAUUUACAUUAUUACCAAGUGAAGAUGGAGGUGAUGAUGAGAUUGACUGACAAAUACUGUAAGUGAUGCUGUAUUAUUGCAGAAGUUACACCAAGCCAUAGUGGUAAAGAAGAAGCUAAGUGCUUGAAAGAAACUUCUGAUUUAAUCAUCAUCCUCAUCUAUAGGCAUGAGUUUUGGGUAGCUCAAGUUGAUUGUGAGUGCAUGUCAUUGAAAUGAGGUUCCUGUGGAGGGCUGUUGGGCUUAGUCUCCGACAGAGUGUAAGGAUAUCAGCAAUACAAGAGGAUCUUGGAAUAAAACUGCAGCUUCGUUGGAUCAAUGGGAGCCAACUGGGGUACUUUGGGCAUAUAGUGCCUUCAGGGAGCAUCCCAUGGUGGUGUGUUAGGCAUGUGCCACUGGAGGGAGAGACAGGACACUCUAGAAUAGUGUGUGAGAAUUCUCUGAAAGAAGUUAAAAAAUGCUUCGGGGACAUGAUGGCCUGGUCUCUUCAGUGUGGCAUGUUACAGCAGUGAUCAUAACCAGGAAAA